Molecule: messenger RNA, 561 nt
Organism: Phytophthora sojae
Lineage: Eukaryota; Oomycota; Peronosporomycetes; Peronosporales; Peronosporaceae
Exons: 3
Coding region: 1-561 (186 amino acids)
Source: RefSeq, a predicted model, not a curated record
AUGGAAGCCCACCGCUCGACCUCCGAGCUGCCAUCGCAGACCUCCAGCGGCCCCGAGUCGUCGCCCGCCGGCACACAGGCUUCCGGCGCUCUCGCGCCACAUACGCCGUACGCGCCCGAGCAGCACCCUUCGGCAGCUCCUGGGCAGCAGCUUGCGCGCACCUCCGAUCCGCAGCAGGAGGAGAGUGCCUCCGAGCUGCACGAACCACCGGCGUGCACGCCUUCUCGAACCGAUCGGCAGCGCAACCAGAAAAAUCGACCCCGCGUGAGCUUCCCGCACGUUGCGGCACAUGCCGCCAGCGACGUCUCGUCUGAGAGCGAGGAGCCUGAUGAAAGCAAUGAUGAUGAAGAUUGGAGCACGGCCGAGUCAGCUGAAGAGGAUAGAGAGGUGACGGGGGACAGCGAGGGAAUCGAAGACGAUGAGCAAGCCGAGGAGGAUAUACGUAUCAAUUUGAUCGAGGUUGAUAUUCACCAGAAGGUGACAGGCCUUAUCAGAGCUGAUAAGUGUGAGCGUCGCUGCCUUCAGGGAAAGGCUCAAGAGCUGCAGUCUCUGCCCAGCUGA